Molecule: messenger RNA, 675 nt
Organism: Wyeomyia smithii (pitcher-plant mosquito)
Lineage: Eukaryota; Metazoa; Arthropoda; Insecta; Diptera; Culicidae
Product: protein suex-1-like
Exons: 2
Coding region: 104-451 (115 amino acids)
Source: RefSeq, a predicted model, not a curated record
UAUGUAUAAAAGCGAGAAGAUAAUUACCAGUCAGUUUCAGUACCUAACAGAGCAAAUUUUGAUUUUGAAGCACACGUUACGUUAGUCUUGUGCGGAUCCAAAAAUGAUAAAGGAAGUGAUAGUGCUUUGUGGAGUGCUCGCAUUAUGUGCCUGCUUUCCAGCGGUGGAAGAAUCAAAAGCAGUGGCCCCUGCAUCAGAAGGUGGUGCUAUUGUUGUGCUGACCGAAAGUGACGAAACUGGUGCUUCCGAAGAUCUGGAUACGGCUGAGUCUGCCCAUCAUAGGCAUCAUCACCAUCACCAUCAUCAUGGUGGCUUUGGAGGUGGAUAUGGAGGAGGAUUUGGAGGAGGUUACGGUGGAGGAUUUGGAGGAGGUUACGGUGGAGGAUUUGGAGCUGGAUACGGAGGAGGUGGAUUUGGCAGGGGUUACGGUGGAGGAUUCGGCCCUGGUUAGGGUGGUGGAUUCGGAGGCCCUGGUUUGGGUGGUGGAUUGGGAGUGGGUGUCGCUGUUGGAGUAGGUGUUGGUGGCGGAUUAAUCGGUUAAUAAAUCAAUACCGUGUUUUAGCUAAUCAUAGAAAUUCUUUUCUUCAAAUCUAGUGUCCGAAGUGUUUCGAAAUGAUUAUUAAAAUAGAAUGUGUUUCACACGUCCCAAAGUCAGCGUAAAUAUUCUGUACACAU